Molecule: messenger RNA, 704 nt
Organism: Condylostylus longicornis
Lineage: Eukaryota; Metazoa; Arthropoda; Insecta; Diptera; Dolichopodidae
Gene: RpL18A
Product: 60S ribosomal protein L18a
Exons: 2
Coding region: 83-616 (177 amino acids)
Biological process (GO): translation
Cellular component (GO): ribosome; cytosolic large ribosomal subunit
Molecular function (GO): structural constituent of ribosome
Source: RefSeq, a predicted model, not a curated record
UCUUGUGAGUAACGUCAAUUUUAUUUUUGACUUUUACCGGUUUCAUUCUUUCCGUUUCCUUUUUUCGUGGAAUGCUACAAAGAUGAAAGCAAAAGGACAGUUGAAAGAAUUUGAAGUGAUCGGGCGUAAAUUGCCCACAGAGGCUGAGCCACAAACACCACUAUAUAAAAUGAGAAUAUUCGCACCAGAUAGAAUAGUGGCUAAAUCACGUUUUUGGUACUUUUUACGGCAAUUAAAAAAAUUCAAGAAGACUACUGGAGAAAUAGUAUCAGUUAAACAAAUAUAUGAAACUUCACCAACUAAAAUUAAAAACUUUGGUAUAUGGUUGCGUUAUGAUUCGCGUUCUGGUACACAUAACAUGUAUCGCGAAUAUCGUGAUUUAACUGUUGGAGGGGCUGUAACGCAAUGCUAUCGUGAUAUGGGGGCCCGUCAUCGUGCUCGUGCACAUUCUAUUCAAAUAAUUAAAGUAGAACCGGUAGCUGCUAGUAAAACAAGACGUCCACACAUUAAGCAGUUCCAUGAUUCCAAAAUUAAAUUCCCAUUAUGUAAAAGAGUGCAACAUAAAGGAAAUCGUAAAUUGUUCUCUUUCAGAAAACCAAGAACAUAUUUCUUGUAAGCUCCAUAUUUUAAUUAUUGAAAUUGUUACUUUUCAACUAUGUCAGUAUAAAUUUUGAAAGGGAAAAAUAAAAAAAAAAUUAAUUUAA